Messenger RNA from Centropristis striata (black sea bass), 2623 nucleotides. RefSeq names its product adaptor related protein complex 1 subunit sigma 1 (gene ap1s1). Gene Ontology annotation, cellular component: AP-1 adaptor complex; membrane coat; intracellular membrane-bounded organelle. Gene Ontology annotation, biological process: vesicle-mediated transport; intracellular protein transport. The coding region runs from base 176 to 652 and encodes 158 amino acids. Gene Ontology annotation, molecular function: clathrin-cargo adaptor activity. The transcript has 5 exons. Lineage: Eukaryota; Metazoa; Chordata; Actinopteri; Perciformes; Serranidae. The record is from RefSeq and is a predicted model, not a curated record.
GCGGAGCUGCUGAGUGUAGCAGGGAAUGGGUCCAGCUCAGCUCCAGUUACUAGUCCAGUAUCUGACACAGACAUGAACUGUCCACGCUAGCUGCGGUGUACUGGUUUCCGUGGAGCACACCGUGUAGACGUAGUGUUUCUUUGUUCCGUCACAGUAGUUUAAACAUUCGGAAGAAAUGAUGCGGUUCAUGCUGCUCUUCAGCCGACAGGGGAAGCUGCGACUGCAGAAGUGGUACACAGCCACAGCGGAGCGCGACAAGAAGAAGAUGGUCAGGGAGCUGAUGCAGAUAGUUCUCGCCCGCAAACCAAAGAUGUGCAGCUUCCUAGAAUGGAGGGACCUCAAGAUUGUCUAUAAAAGGUACGCCAGCCUGUAUUUCUGUUGUGCAAUUGAAGAGCAGGACAAUGAGCUGAUCACACUGGAAGUCAUCCACCGUUUCGUAGAGCUCCUGGAUAAAUACUUUGGCAGCGUGUGUGAGCUGGACAUCAUCUUUAACUUUGAGAAGGCUUACUUCAUUCUAGAUGAGUUUCUGAUGGGAGGAGAGAUACAGGAUACGUCUAAGAAGAGCGUCCUCAAAGCCAUCGAACAAGCUGACCUGCUGCAGGAGGAGGACGAGUCACCCAGGAGUGUGUUGGAGGAGAUGGGCUUGGCGUAGUACACAGCAGGCUGAUGAGAGACUCUAGAUACUGAGGCAGAGGGCUGGAUGAGAGGGGGCGGGGCAGGAUCUGGGAUUACUCGGACUGACGGCGUUGGUUCUGUGUGUCUUUGGCUCUGGGGACUGAUGUACAGUGUCUGAGUGGGGAAGAGACUCAGUUAACAACGGAAGAUCCUUGCAUUGACAGGCCCUUUAGCUGUGUGUGUGUGUGUGUGUGUGUGUAUGUGUGUGUGAUCUGAGCGUGGGGUAGAGGAUGAGGGAUACAUUUAAACUUGUGUGUGUGACAGCGGGGGGGGGGGGGGGUGUGUUCAGAUUUUUAAAGGGGAGAGAUUUGGGGUCCAGCUUUUCGCUUUUCAGAGAGUUCCAGUGAGACUCCAUGUGGAUACUGACGUUGGAGCCACAGCGAGGCAGCUUGGCUCUGACACCGAUGAUGUAAUGCAAAGAGGGGGUUUGCCAGGUACUGAAUCUGGACUGGGACUAGGUCAGGGGUUUGGGGUGAUUAAAUAAGGUGACAUCACUUUAAUGAUAAGUCUGAUGUUAUUUCACAUAUUUUGAAUUUUCAACAAUUCUCAUGAAAAGAUCAAAACCAACAAUGUGGUAGUCCAUCUCUCUCUGACAACAACAACAACAAAACAACAGGCUACUGUAGUUUUUAUCAAAUGUUACUCAAACAGGAAGAAAUGUGCAGCUCUACUAUUUAUUCCUGACAGCAGGAUGGUGUGUUUGGGGUGCGUGUUCAUGGUAAUAAAGGAGCAUUUCACCCAGUUUUGGACAAAAAUGGAUCCCUGUUGCGCAGAUGAAGAAGACAUAUGCUUUGAUGCACACACAAUACUUAUUAGCACAGCCGUAAUUCCAAAAAAGUUGUCGUCUAAAACGUAAAUAAAACAGUAACAGUUUGAUCAUUUUAGACGUAUAUUAGAUUGAAAAUGUUCCCUCUGAUAAACUUUAUUCAUGUUAUAUAGAUCCAUUACACACAGAAUGAAACAUUUCAUGUCUUCAUUUAUUUCAUUUCUUCUAAUUAUAAUCAUUAUGGCUUACAUUUAAUGAAGACCUAAAAUUCUGUCUCUCAAAAAUUCAUAAUAUUACAAAAGACCAAUUUUAAAAAGUAUGUUUAAUAUGGAAAUGUUGGCCUCUAUUUCCAUCUAUAUGACUCAAUAUUUGGUUGGGGCUGUUUGACUUGAACUACUGGAAAUGGACUUUUCCAUCAUAUUCUAAUGUAUUGAGAUGCACCUGUAUAUAUUUACCACUGUGUUACAUCAACUCAGCACUCAAGAGUUCAGGAACUGAGGACACUAAUUGUUGAAGUUUUGAAAGUGAAGUUCUUUCUUAUUCUUACUUGAUAUAUGACAUAUAUGUAUAUUCUUUGCUUCAUAAUGCGCCAAACUUCAAUGGGGGACAGGUGUUGGUUUUUGCGCUUGCCCCUUUCUUUUUAUAUUUAAUGAAGUUUUAUGGAAUUGCAGAUGAGAAAUCCCAUUCUGUUUUAUUUACGUUUAAAACCGCGUCCUCACUUUUUAGAAUCAGGGUUACAUUAAAUGUUACAGUUGCAUUAAUUGUUGGUUUGAGUCUGCUCAUGAGAUUUGAUGACAAUCAGAAAAAAAUAUAGAAUACCCCCAGAAUGUGAAAAGUUAAAUUCUGAGUUUGUUCAGUCCUGUUUCCAUAGCGUCUGCCGUUAUUCCAUUUGGUUAUCAGCAUGUUUACGUAAAACAAAGAAUAUACACACAUUGUGCAGGUGAAAAACAACUCACUGAAGUGUGCUAUUAUCAGUGUCAGGACACACAGUAGAGCCACUUGCACACAUUGCAGUAAUAACCGCAAAAUAGUUUUAAUUAAGUUUGCUUAAAGCAAUUUGAUAAUUACAUCUUGGGUCUUAUAUUUGUAGCUCUGUCCGUUGUUUCAGUCAUCGUAACCAACAGGACUGUGGGUCAUAGCUACCACACACGACAGGUUGUAAGGAAACAGAACUCUCCUUUA